CCGCUACAUAAACCUACACGGAAACAGAUUUGAAAUACUAGUCGCUGAAGCUAGUCCCCCGUUUCUUCUCUGGCAAUUCCAAUUUCUCUCGUUCUCUCGUUAUCUUCGAAGAGAAUCAAGAGAUUCAUCAUAUUUAUUUACAUCUGUAAAACUAAAUAAAUAAGGGAAAAACUAUCAAUUCUACGCCUUAUAAUCAACCAUUGUUUAAAUCUCAAUAAUCGUGAGAAUGGCGGACAUGGUUGCCAAGGGAGAACCGUCGAACAAUCGUACUGGUCAUGGUAUGCAGGUAGGCUUUUCAUGGCAUGUUACAAGGAAAAGGAAUGCUGGCAGAAAGAAAAGGAAGGGCAGUGCAGGACAGUUUUUGACCGGAAGCAGAAACAAGAAUCCGUCAAAGAAAAGAAAGCUAAGGAAAGAGAUUGAAUUUUUAGAGGAUGAGAAAGUUCCUAAGAGGCAUCGGAUUGGAAUAGACAAGAUGACUACUUCUGUGGAGGAAGAUGUGUUAGAUGAAUGGGAUGAAGAGGCUACCGUGUUUAUGAACAUUAAAAAGCGGAGCAAACGUAGAAAUUUGGACAGUAAGAUGACCGAAAGAAUCCCUCAGGAGAAUAAGAAGGAUGCAAUGAGUGAAAGAAGCUCUGAAGAGACUAAGAAGGAAAACUGCGAUCGUUUUAUGAACGUUAAAGUGCGGAGCAAAGGCAGAAACUUGGUUGGUGCGAUGACAGAAAGAAGCCCUCAGGAGAGUGAGGAGAAUGCAAUGACUGAAAGUAGCCCUCAGGAGACUAAGAAGGAAAACUGUGAUCUUUUUGUGAACAUUAAAGCGCAGAGCAAGCACAGGAAUUUGGACAGUGCUAUGAAUGAAAGAAGCCCUCGGGAGACUAAGAAGGAUGCAAUGAUCGAAAGAAGCCCUCAGGAGACUAAAAAGGAAAAUUGCUAUCUUUCUAUGAACAUUAAAGCGAAUCUGGACAGUGCUAUGACUGAAAGAAGCCAGCAGGAGACUAUGAAGGAAAACUGCGCUCUUUUUAUGAACAUUAAAGCACGGAGCAAACGUAGAAAUCUGGACAGUGCGACAACCAAAAGAAGUCCUUGUGAGACUAAGAAGAAAAACUGUGAUCUUUCUAUAAACAUUAAAGGGCGGAGCAAAGGCAGAAAUUUGGACAGUGCAAUGACUGAAAGAAGCGGCAAUGAUAGAAGCACAAAGAAAAAUGUUGCGGAAAUCGAGGGAUCUUGCUUUAAUCAGGACAAGAGAAAAAAUUUCAAGUGUCAUCAGUGCAUGACUGGAAGAAAAGCUGUUGUUCCAUGCUUGAAAUGUAAAGAGAAAGUGUAUUGCACCGUUUGUAUAAGACAAUGGUAUCCGAAUAUACCAAUAGAAGAAAUUGCAAAGCAAUGCCCAUUUUGUUGCGGGAAUUGCAACUGCAGUAUCUGUUUACAAUCCAGUGGAUUAAUUAAGACAUCAAAGAGAGACAUAACAGAUGAGGAAAAGAUUAAGCAUUUGCAACACUUGAUUGAGUCAAUGCUUCCCUUCAUGAAACAAAUUUGCAUAAUGCAAAAGCAAGAGACAGAGGUUGACGCUAACAUACAAGGAUUACUACCUUCUGACGUUGAAAUACAACAGACUCUUUGUUAUGCCGAUGAACGUGUCUAUUGUGACCACUGUGCAACUUCAAUCUUCGACCUUCAUCGUAGCUGCCCAAAAUGUUCAUAUGAACUCUGUCUUAAUUGUUGUAAAGAAAUUCGGGAAGGAAUCCUUUCUAUCCGCGAUGAUGUUGCUUAUGGAUACAGGGACAGAGGUUGGGAUUAUAUGCAUGGUGAAGACCCUUUACCAGAAUCUUAUCUUCAAGAAAAAGUUGAGAAACAGCCCAGGCCCUCAAUUCAGUGGGAAGCCAGUAAUGAUGGAAGUAUUACUUGUCCUCCAACGGAAAUAGGCGGUUGCGGUGAUUGCAGAUUGGAGCUUAAACGUAUCCUACCAAUGGGGUGGAUUUCAAAUUUGGACACAAAGGCAUGGGAAAUAUUAAGCAACUGCAGAAUUAGACAAUGGCUUCAAAAGACAUUAAAUGGGGAUAAUACUUCCGGAGAAGGACAUAUUGACAAUGGCUUAUAUUCUUCAACUUCAAAUGAUAAUCUUGACGAAGGCUUUCGUCACUUUCAAACCCGAUGGGCUAAAGGUGAACCGGUUAUAGUUAAGAAUACUCUUGCAAAUUCAUCCGGUUUAAGCUGGGAACCGAUGGUAAUGUGGCGUGCUUUAUGUGAAAAGUUGGAGAUGCCUGAAGUUAAGGCUAUUGAUUGUCUAGCUGGCUGUGAGGUGGAGAUCAAUACUCGACAAUUUUUCAAAGGCUACACAGAAGGGAGAGCGUAUAAUAACUUAUGGCCAGAGAUGCUAAAGUUGAAAGACUGGCCACCAUCUGAUAAGUUUGAAGAUCUCUUGCCUCGGCAUUGCGACGAGUUCAUAAGCAUGUUGCCAUUUCAAGAAUACUGUGAUCCUAGGUCUGGUAUCCUUAACCUUGCUGUUAAGUUACCACAAUGUGUUCUGAAACCAGACUUGGGCCCAAAAACAUAUAUUGCUUAUGGGGUUGCUGAAGAGCUUGGAAGAGGGGACUCUGUUACAAAGCUUCACUGUGAUCUAUCAGAUGCGGUAAACAUUUUGACACAUACUUCAGAGGUAGCCUUAAGCGAUGAGCAGCUUGCCGCAAUGGAGAAGUUGAAAAUGAAACACAAGGCACAGGAUGAAAAGGAACGUUUGGAAAGAGAGCGACUUAAAGAAGGCGUCGAUGAAUCGGAAGCCACCAAUUGGGGUGAUAAUAUACUAUAUGUUUCCAGUGGUGAGCUUAGAGGAGCUUCAAUUCCGGAACCCUUGACCAGCAGAAAGGAGACAGGUGGUGCACUGUGGGAUAUUUUUAGGAGGGAGGAUGUCCCUAAACUAGAAGCUUAUUUGAGAGAGCACUACACAGAAUUCAGGCAUACCUACUGCUCCCCAGUUGAAAAGGUAAUCCAUCCGAUUCAUGACCAAUCAUUUUACCUAACCGCGGAGCACAAAAGGAGACUAAAGGAGGAAUAUGGAGUUGAACCGUGGACGUUUGAGCAAAAUCUCGGAGAGGCUGUUUUUAUUCCGGCUGGAUGUCCACACCAAGUUAGAAACCUGAAGUCAUGCACCAAAGUCGCCUUGGACUUCGUUUCUCCAGAGAAUAUCCAGGAAUGCCUCCGUUUAACAGAGGAGUUCAGGCAACUACCCAAGAACCAUAGAGCCAGAGAAGACAAACUUGAGGUAGGCACAUCCUUUCGUUGAUGUUUUGACUUAUUUAUUUCCUUCAAAACCUUACUUGCAAACGAUUUCGUGUAAACAGAUAAGGAAAAUGAUUAUUUAUGCAGUAGAACGAGCUGUUAAAGAAUUAUCUGAACUGAUAUCAACUCCAAACUGAAGCACGCUUCUCCAACUGCAACCGUGGAACUGACCUUUUUGUAUUCGCUCGGACAAUUGUCAGAGAUAUCCGGGCUGGGAAUUUCUUUACUUUUCCCCG
Molecule: messenger RNA, 3509 nt
Organism: Gossypium arboreum
Lineage: Eukaryota; Viridiplantae; Streptophyta; Magnoliopsida; Malvales; Malvaceae
Product: lysine-specific demethylase JMJ29-like
Exons: 11
Coding region: 227-3277 (1016 amino acids)
Biological process (GO): regulation of transcription by RNA polymerase II
Cellular component (GO): histone deacetylase complex; chromatin
Molecular function (GO): transcription coregulator activity; histone H3K9 demethylase activity; chromatin DNA binding
Source: RefSeq, a predicted model, not a curated record